Gadus macrocephalus (Pacific cod) is the source of this 1309-nucleotide messenger RNA. It is a transcript of the gene heyl, whose product is annotated as hes related family bHLH transcription factor with YRPW motif like. Gene Ontology annotation, biological process: Notch signaling pathway; circulatory system development; regulation of neurogenesis. The record is from RefSeq and is a predicted model, not a curated record. Gene Ontology annotation, cellular component: nucleus. Gene Ontology annotation, molecular function: DNA-binding transcription factor activity, RNA polymerase II-specific; RNA polymerase II cis-regulatory region sequence-specific DNA binding; protein dimerization activity. Lineage: Eukaryota; Metazoa; Chordata; Actinopteri; Gadiformes; Gadidae.
AUGUCCCCUGGAAGCUCUUCUCAGAUCUUGGCUCGCAAGAAAAGGAGAGGGAUUAUAGAGAAGAGACGCAGAGACCGGAUCAACCACAGCCUGUCAGAGCUGAGGAGGCUGGUGCCGAGUGCCUUUGAGAAACAGUUGGAGAAGGCUGAGAUUCUACAAAUGAGUGACCACCUCAAACUCUUACACGCCAUGGGAGGGAAAGGGUACUUUGACGCGAGGGCCCUGGCGGUGGACUACAGGACCCUGGGCUUCCGGGAGUGCGUCGGGGAGGUGGUCCGGUACCUCAGCUCCAUGGAGGCGGGCGCCGAGUCCCCGGACCCCGUGGGGGCCCGCCUGGUCUCCCACCUCUCCCACUGUGCCAGCGAGCUGGACCCUCUGCUCCUGCAGUCCCACCCGCUUCCCGCCGCCCUGCCCUUCCCCCCCUGGCCCUGGGCCUCCUUCCCCCAGAUCACCGCCGCCUCCCCCUCGCCCGUCUGCCCCCCGACCCCCUUCCACAUGGGCCGCCGGGAGCUGGCCCUGCUGGGGGGCUACCGGCUACCCGUCGCCCGCCUCCCACCGCCUCGGCCCAUGGCCGGCUGCCAGCACGGCCCCCCCCACUUGAUGCCCCCCGCCGGCCUGCCGGCGCCGCGCCGGGCGUCGAGCUCCCUGCCGACCUCCCCUCCCCUCCCCCCGUCCCCGGCCCACCGCGGACAGCAGCAGUCGCCCCACUCCUCCUCCUCCUCCUCCUCCUCCUCCGCCUCGCCUCUCUCCUCACCCCUCCCUCCUCCAAUUUCUCUCGCCUACUCUGUGUCCUCCUCUUCCUCCUCUUCCUCCUCCUCCUCCUCCUCCACUCCACAGCAGGUCUCCUUCAGGCCCUUCGCACCCAUGGGGUCUCCCACGGCCCAUCGCAGGGGCCCCAACGGCUCGGCCAAGUCGGUGAAGUGGAGUACGGAGAUCGGGGCGUUCUGACGGUGCACACGCACACGCUCUCUCUCUCUCUCUGCGCUCCGCAGCAGGGCUGAGAGAGGAACAAUACGUCUCGAAGCUUCGAGGACUCAAAAGCCAUAUCAGGGGGAAAGACGGUCCGAAGAUCCAGAACAAUCAACCGUCAUGGAGAAAAGAGAAGACGGGGAGAAAUAUAGCCUAUAAAAAGAGCCAUAACUAAUAACUCUUAAUAGAGGACGGAAGGGGGUGUUUGAUUCAUGUGUUUACUGUGAUGUGUUGUGUGGUGAUGUCGGCCCUUUGUACCAAUUGUACAUUUAUACGUUUGUGUCCGGUUGACAAAGAUUGUUUGAACUUUCUAAGAACUUUAUAAAGACUAAGUGCCUUA